Etheostoma spectabile (orangethroat darter) is the source of this 732-nucleotide messenger RNA. RefSeq names its product WD repeat domain phosphoinositide-interacting protein 4. The transcript is spliced from 5 exons. The annotation marks the transcript as partial. The record is from RefSeq and is a predicted model, not a curated record. Lineage: Eukaryota; Metazoa; Chordata; Actinopteri; Perciformes; Percidae. Gene Ontology annotation, molecular function: protein binding.
GUUGGAUCAACUGCUUUUAAUCGAUUUCAUUGUAAUUCCCUCCCAGGUCUGUGUGACCUGUGUCCCAGUCUGGAGAAACAGCUGCUGGUCUUUCCGGGUCACAAAUGCGGCAGCCUGCAGCUGGUUGACUUGUCCAACACCAAGCCGGGGACGUCGUCGGCUCCCUUCACCAUCAACGCCCACCAGAGCGAGAUCGCCUGCGUGGCGCUGAACCAGCCCGGCAGCGUGGCGGCCUCCGCCUCGCGCAAGGGAACGCUCAUCCGCCUGUUUGACACCACCACCAGAGACAAGCUGGUGGAGCUGAGGAGGGGAACCGACCCGGCCACGCUCUACUGCAUUAACUUCAGCCACGACUCGUCCUUCCUGUGCGCCUCCAGCGAUAAAGGAACAGUUCACAUCUUCGCGCUCAAAGACACCAAACUCAACCGCCGCUCGGCGCUGGCCCGUGUUGGGAAGGUGGGCCCUGUGAUUGGUCAGUACGUGGACAGCCAGUGGUCGUUGGCCAGCUUCACCGUGCCGGCAGAGUGCGCCUGCAUCUGCGCUUUUGGAAAAAACACGUCCAAGAACGUCAACUCUGUCAUUGGUGAGGAAACACGGAUCACACGUAACAUAACACGUGUCCACCCAUCUGCUGGACGGGACCUUCCAUACGUACGGUUCACCCGGAUGGAAACUGCAACCGGGGAAGCCUUCGACGUUAUCUGGACAUCUGUGAUGGACGACGACUUCUGA